Amborella trichopoda is the source of this 2129-nucleotide messenger RNA. Its product is annotated as Survival protein SurE-like phosphatase/nucleotidase. Lineage: Eukaryota; Viridiplantae; Streptophyta; Magnoliopsida; Amborellales; Amborellaceae. The record is from RefSeq and is a predicted model, not a curated record. Gene Ontology annotation, molecular function: nucleotidase activity.
AAACCCUCAAACAAAUAUUCUCCCCUCUGCACAAAUGUUUAUAACCCCUAUACUUUAUCCCAAUAUUCCACUCAUUCUCUUAUGCUCUCUCUCUCUAAAAUUUGCCACCAUCAAUAAAAAUUUGUUGUUUUUAAUAUCAUUACUCACCCCAAAGAUUCCUCUCACUCUCCUAGACCCCUUUUAUAUCUCUAAGAUAUCCACUAUUAAAUUCUCUCUCUCUAGGAUUUUCACUAUUAUUUUCCCCUCUCUAAGCUUUUAUUUAUUAAUUUCUCCACCUUAUUUUACUCAUCUCUUGCCUUCACACUUGUAAAGGGGAUCCCUUAAGAAUAGCUCCCCAAAUUAAACUUCCUCUCUCUCUCCUCUCUGCUCUCUUUCUCUCUCUACACAUGCAUUGUUGUUUAUGUUUUUGGGCUUUUCUCUGUGGGUUCCUCUUACACUGACCAUUUCCAGAGAGAGAUUAAAAAGUUUUGUUAAUAUUUUUGUCAAGAAGCUUUGUUAAUCCAAUAGACAGAGAUAGGGAGAGAGCGUGGAAAUUUUAGAGAGAGAAAGUGAAUUUUAGAGAGAGAGUGAAAAUUCUAGAGAGAGAGAGUGAAAAUUUUGUCCGAAAACGCGAUUGGGUCGUCGGAUUUUGUUAGAGGAAAGAGAGAUAGAGUUGGGGAAGAGAGAGAUAGAGAAAUAUUUAGAGAGAGAGAGAGAGAGAGGUGUUUUGCUACAAGAGAUGACUUCUGUGAAGAACAGUUAUUUGCCUCCGACGCUGGUUUCAAAUUUGCAGGACGUUUUGAUGAGCAGGAAAGGUGGGGGUGAGGGUUCUGCCGCAGUGGAAGGUGAGAGUGCUUCAAUGGAGGAGGAGGUUGGGGAGUCUGAGAAAUUGGGGUCAAAACCCAUCGUUCUUGUCACUAAUGGUGAUGGGAUUGGGGCCCCGGGUCUCACUUCCCUUGUGGAAGCUCUGGUUCUUGGGGGCCGAUGCAGUGUUCAUGUCUGUGCUCCUGAAUCGGAUAAAUCUGUUUCUGGCCAUUCUGUGACGCUUCGGGAAACGCUUACAGUCAGCUCUGUGGAAAUCAAUGGGGCCACCGCUUUUGAAGUCUCUGGAACCCCUGCAGAUUGCAUUUCUUUAGCUUUAUCAGGUGCACUAUUUUCUUGGUCCAAGCCAGUUUUGGUAAUCAGUGGAGUCAAUAAGGGUUCAAGCUGUGGUCAUCACAUCUUCUACUCUGGCGCAGUUGCUGGUGCUAGAGAGGCUCUAAUAAGUGGUGUACCUUCCUUAGCGAUUUCAUUGAACUGGAAGAAAGAUGAAAGUCAGGAAAGUGAUUUCAAGGAAGCAGUUAAUGUUUGCUUACCAUUAAUACAUGCAGCCCUACGUGAUAUCGAGAAGGGAGUUUUCCCCAAGGAUUGUGCACUUAGUAUCGAAGUUCCAACAUGCCCUUCUGCAAACAAGGGUUUCAAAGUCGCGAGGCAGAGUCUAUGGAGGUCCGCUCCAAGCUGGCAAGCAGUGUCGGGCAACAGGCAUCCAUCAGGGGGACACUUCAUGUCCAAGCAUCAGAGCCUUGGCAUCCAACUUGCCCAACUCAGCAGAGAUGCAUCUGCUGUAGGUGCAGCUCGGAGGAUCAAUUCACAAAGGAAGACCGUUGAGAUAGAGUCUGUUGCAGAAGCAGGAAAACCUGAACCGCGACGAGGAGCCAUCAAAAAGUAUUUCCGUGUAGAGUUCUCGGAUAAGGAACAAGAUGAUCAGAAUGAGGAUCUUGAUUUCAGGGCACUUGAGAGUGGCUUUAUAGCGGUCACACCCCUUCGUUUGACAUCAAAUGAUGGAUUGGAAGCAAACAAUUUGGCAUUGGAGUGGCUUGACAGAGCUUUUGCUCCUGAUGCAUGAGCCUCCUUGUUUUGUAGUGGGUGGCGUCUAUGAUUUGUAUACAUAUCAACUGCUGAAGAUUGAGAGAGGCAUUGGCUCAUGGUUUUACUUACUUUUUUUCUCUUUUUGUUUCACUUUUUUUUGGCUCUUAGAUGUUGAUGCAAAAUGCAUGCUAGUUCUGAUUUGUUUCUGUUUUUCCGUUUCUCAUUUUGUGUAUCCGAUAAAUUGAUGCUUUCCUUUAGAUUUUUGGCCUUUGGUUCUAUUGAUAUUUUGUGGUUUCUCUCUC